This is a messenger RNA of Peronospora matthiolae, 1503 nucleotides long. The record is from the annotation of a GenBank genome assembly. NCBI's taxonomy places the organism in Eukaryota, Oomycota, Peronosporomycetes, Peronosporales, Peronosporaceae.
AUGGGAUCCGCAGGCGGCGAGCGUCAGUGUCUUCUCCCGUCGUACUCUCCUGUCGUCCAUACCCGUUUUCCUGGACAAGAAUCGGCUACAUCAUGGCCGUCGACUUUCGAAGAAGGACUGGAGGCUCGGAUGGCAUCGCCCAUGUCCAUGACCUUAACACCUCGGUACGCUCUAGGGCCUUUGAGUACCAGUCCGUACAAUGAGAGACAGAGAUUUCUCCAGCAACAGCAGCAGCGAGAAGGUCUUUGGUCGCCAGCCAAUAGCAGCGAAACUGUAAUUGCUGUACAAGGCACGAGCAGCUUUAAAGAUGCUGUAUUCAAUGCUAUCAACGUGCUCUUGGGUGUUGGCGUGCUCUCGAGCCCCUUCUCACUACGGUCCAGUGGCUGGCUCAUUGGCAUGCCGCUCUUUCUCUUUUUUACGCUCGUGACGAACCACACGGCAAAAUUAUUAGGCAAGUGUCUCGACUACCAAGAAGGUAUGACGACGUACCCGGACAUUGGAGAAGCGGCGUUUGGCACAAAAGGACGCGUGAUCAUCGGUAUCACGUUCUUUGCUGAGCUUUUCACGGCUUGUGCCAUGUUUUACGUGCUCAUUGGUGACACGUUGGCAGCCUUGAUUUCGUCCGUCACGGAGAUACAGGUGACGAUCAUGGCGUUCUUGCUCAUUAUGCCGUCUAUGUGGACAACGCACAUGUCCAUGUUGUCGUAUUUCAGCAUUUUAGGCAUUUUCUCGUCGUUCUUCUGUCUCUACGCCAUUUUCCAUGUCGGUCUGACGAUUGACACUGAAGUUCCUGGAUAUGAAACAGGCAGUUUGCUCCAUCCACAGCCUGUGCAGGCAAUUGGUGAUUUGGAUCGUAUUCCGCUGGCGAUUGGACUCACUAUGGUCGCGUUCGGUGGCCACUCGGUGUUUCCGUCCAUUUGCAGCUCCAUGGCGAAUAAAGAUGACUAUCCACGAAUGCUCAACCUCUCGUACGUGAUUGUGGGACUUGUGUACGCCGCGAUUGAGCUGGCUGGCUACCUCAUGUAUGGCCUCGCUACUCAGAAAGAGAUCACGCUGAACCUGAUUGCAACGUAUCCGGGUGUACUCACACAAAUGGUGGUCUGGACGAUCGCGCUCAAUCCAAUGAGCAAAAUCGCGAUCACGCUUCAUCCAAUUGCGCUCGCGCUCGAAGAGUUUCUGCUGUCUCCGAGCCAGAAGCGUGCUGCUGCAAGGAACCAACCAGGCAAGACGCUGGUGUUUUAUCGGGCAUUUAUCCGGACAACACUUGGAAUGGGUGCGUUGUGCUGUGCGCUAUUUGUGCCCCACUUUGCCCGCGUGACGUCAUUUCUCGGUGCUUUUUUCGCGAUGCUGGUCUCGGUGUUUUUGCCGUGCAUUUGCUACCUGAAGCUCUUUGCUCACCGCUUGUCCAAGGCUGAGAUUGUGUUCCAUGCAGGACUGGCUGGACUCUCGAUCAUUUUGAUAUUUUUCGGUACCCUCGCAUCGUUCUUGUCUCCUGCAGAUUAG